GCACGUCAGCGGGCGGAACCAUUCGGCAGGGGAGGAGGGGGAAGGAAAUAUGGGACGGAGACCGGAGCCGAGCCCGAGCUGAGGGAACCCAACAAAGAAGGCUUCAGAGAUAAAGCAAAGUAUUGUGAGAUCAGAAUGAACAAACUCCAUCACGAAGCAGCAAGACAUUCUAUGUGAAUGAUAGCAGGACCCUGCUCAUCAAUCUAGCACUUUGAUCUCCGAGAGGGAAAUUUAUACAUAAAAAUAUUCAAUAUUAGAAGACCAUGGAGAAAAAUAAGAACAGGAAAAAGCUGCGAAUUUGUGUUGCCACAUGCAACCGUGCAGAUUAUUCCAAGCUGGCUCCCAUUAUGUUCGGCAUCAAGGGGCAACCUGAACUUUUUGAUCUGAAAGUAGUUGUUUUAGGAUCUCAUUUAAUUGAUGACUAUGGGAAUACAUAUCGCAUGAUUGAGCAAGAUGAUUUUGAUAUUAACACAAGUUUGCAUACAAUAGUUCGAGGUGAGGAUGAGGCAGCCAUGGUUGAGUCAGUGGGACUUGCUCUGGUGAAGUUACCAGAUGUACUCAACCGUUUGAAGCCAGACCUCAUGAUUGUUCAUGGAGACAGGUUUGAUGCAUUGGCAGUCGCCACCUCGGCUGCCUUGAUGAACAUUCGGAUUCUGCACAUGGAAGGUGGUGAGGUCAGUGGUACCAUCGAUGACUCAAUCAGACAUGCCAUCACCAAAUUAGCCCAUUAUCAUGUGUGUUGCACUCGCAGCGCUGAGCAGCACCUGAUAGCCAUGUGUGAGGAUCACAAUCGAAUCCUGUUGUCUGGCUGUCCAUCUUAUGACAAAUUGCUCACUGCAGGAUCUAAAGAUUAUAUGAGCAUUUUACAGACCUGGCUAAGCAAAGAUGUGAAACCUCGUGAGUACAUCGUGGCUUUACAGCAUCCUGUUACUACCAAUAUUAAACAUUCCGUUAAAAUGUUUGACCUUACGCUUGAUGCUCUAAUAACGUUCAACAAACGCACGUUGAUUCUGUUUCCGAACAUUGAUGCAGGAAGUAAAGAAAUGGUGCGUGUGAUGAGGAAGAAGGGGAUUGAACAGAAUCCGAAUUUUCGGGCUGUGAAGCACAUCCCGUUUGAACAGUUUAUACAGAUGGUUGCACAUGCCGGCUUGAUGAUUGGAAACAGUAGUUGUGGGGUGCGGGAAGCUGGUGCAUUUGGAACACCUGUCAUCAAUUUGGGCACACGCCAAACUGGAAGAGAGACAGGUGAAAACGUUCUCCAUGUGCGGAAUGCUGACAGUCAGAAUAAAAUAUUGCACGCUCUGCAGCUUCAGUUUGGGAAACUGUAUCCUUGCUCUAAGAUCUAUGGUGAUGGGAAUGCUGUGCCACGAAUAUUAAAGUUCCUGAAGUCGAUAGACAUGAAUGAGCCUUUGCAGAAGAAGUUUUGUUUCCCACCUGUGAGGGAAUGCAUCUCCCAGGAUAUUGACCAUAUUCUGGAAACACAGAGUGCUCUCGCUGUAGAUUUGGGAGGAACCAAUCUGCGGGUGGCCAUUGUCAGCAUGAAGGGUGAAAUCAUAAAGAAAUACACUCGAGCCAAUCCCAAAACAUAUGAUGAAAGAAUUGAACUGAUUCUGAAGCUGUGUGUAGAGGCUGCCAGUGAAUCAGUGAAGCUUAACUGCAGAAUUCUUGGAGUUGGCAUUUCCACAGGUGGCCGUGUCAACCACAAUGAAGGAAUUGUGCUUCAUUCCACCAAACUGAUUCAGGAAUGGAUCUCGGUCGACCUCCGCACCCCACUAUCAGACACCUUACGGCUGCCUGUUUGGGUAGACAAUGAUGGCAAUUGCGCUGCUCUGGCAGAAAGAAAGUUUGGUCUAGGAAAAGGAGUGGAGAAUUUUGUAACUGUGAUCACUGGCACAGGAAUUGGAGGAGGAAUCAUCCACAAUAACGAGCUGAUUCAUGGCAGUAUGUUCUGUGCUGCCGAGUUUGGUCACAUCAUGGUGUCUAUGGAUGGUCCUGAAUGCACGUGCGGGAGUAAGGGCUGUAUAGAAGCAUACGCCUCAGGAAUAGCAUUACAAAGAGAGGCAAAGAGGUUACAUGAUGAAGAUUUACUCCUAGUGGAAGGAAUGUCCCUCAAAAAUGAGGAAACAGUGAGUGCGAUUCAUCUCGUUCAAGCUGCAGAACGAGGAAGUACUGAGGCACGGAAAGCCCUCCGAACAGCUGGCUGUGCACUUGGAAUCGGUAUUACAAACAUUCUGCACACACUGAAUCCAUCUCUUGUUAUUCUGUCUGGAGUUCUAGCUGCUCACCAUGAGAGUAUUGUGAAGGAGGUGAUCGCCCAACGAGCCCUGCCAUCCACACAAACAGUUGAAAUAGCUGUCUCUCAUCUUUCUGAUCCUGCUCUCCUCGGAGCAGCCAGUAUGGUUUUAGAUUAUGCAACACGCAGAACCUAUUAGACCAACGGGAGUUUGUUCCCAGAACCGACCAUGUUUCCAUUUAGAAAACUGAAAUUAAUUUAAGCUUUUUCUUAGCCUUUCUUCUUUAUUUGUUGAGUCUUCCGUGUGAAUUUCGUACUGCCCCAAAACCAGCUUAAUUCUGAUGAAAGAUUGCGUGGAACUAUCUUUCAGAUUGUGUUAGUUUAUAAGUUCUAUUCUAUUAACAACACUAUUUCCAAAACACACUCCCACAGCCUCACAUUUGUGCAAUUCAGAGUUACUAUGUUCCCUUGAAAUUCCAGAAUGAAGUCUAAACUAUCCUUUGCUUAAGCCACAGCUGCCAAAAUAGAGUCAGGACCCCAAUGGGGCUGUGGGUUAAAAUUCUUGAGAAAUCUGAGGUAGUCAUGGUUGCCAUGGAAUUCAGACCAAGUAACAAUAAUUGCGCUUUCACUCGGGCCCUGCUGUCACUGAGGGAUCUCGAUUUUUUUUCAAGUUUCAAAAUAGGGUUAUAGUGGGAAACAAUUUGAGAAAUGCUGGCUUUCCAGUGAAAUCGAAAAAUUUUGAGUUCAUGUCCGAGGUGUUUUGAUCAACAACACUAUUUAGUUCAAAGGCCCCCAUAGAAAUUAAAAUCAGAAUGCUGCUGUGCCUUGUACAUGUUAUGUUGCAGAAUUUGUUCAUCAUCUUAUUGCCAUUAAGGCAAAGCAAUCCUGGAGCUAAACCUUUGAUCUUGAUUUAAGUUAUGUUCCAGAAACCUUCUGGAGUUUGCAGACACUUAAACCCCUCAAAAGGAAAUCAAGUUUUUAGAAUCAAGUUUGCGGUCCCUGUAGGCCACUUUGGUACAGCUUCUGAUUAGGUUAUGUAUUUACAUUUUCACCUUACAACCUUGACAAAGCAGCAGCAGUUCAUAAACCUGCUGUUGAACAAGAGGGAAAUGAAACUGCCUUCUUUCAUUUCAGCAUUUUGGAAGUGGCUCCAGUUUUUACUCAUACCCCAAUUAGAAACUCAAAUCCUUCACAUCCUUAGCCUGACAGAGCUUUAAAACCCUCCCAGUCCCAGGAUCUCUGACAUUUUUACUCCUAAGGGUGGAAAGUGUGACAAACUUGUUUGACAGGUGAUUUCCUGUGGGCAGAGUUUCUUCCACAUUUAGUAAAAAUUCCUGAUUGAACUUAUCUACAAGAAAUCCUGGAGAAUAUGGUAAGCUAGAGUAUGUGUGUCAGGUCAAAUGAAGAGAAGUACAGGGUCGGGGAGACUCAUGUGGAGCAUAAGCUCAGACAUAGACCGGUUGGGCUGAACGGUCCAUUGAUGAACUGCAAGGAAGGAUUGUGAAAAUCUCGGGAGGAGGAAAGCAAAUAGAUGGAGGGGCUUAAUUGUGUGGGACAGGUGGAUAAAAGUCAGCUUUCCAAGGGCAGGACAAAAUUAUGGAAUUGGUUUGACAGCAACUUGAUGAAAGACAGCAAACUGCGGGAACCUCUUUAACACAUUAGAAUGUCAUAAAUGAUCAUCUAAAGGUAACCCUGCCAGAAUUACUUGUACCUUUCCAAUGCAUUAAUCAGUAAAUGAACAACAUGUACCUUCCGAUUCAUGACUGCUUCAGUGUGAUGUGUGGUUGAAAUGGCAAAUUGGGAGCAAGUUGUUUUCUAUAUCGGGAGUUUUGCUGAACUGCUAGAGAGGAGAGGUUGCAAAGUGAGAACAGCUGUUGGAGCAAGGCGUGGGUAACUGAGCAAAGGCAGUAGCAGUGGCUCCAACAGUCUAAAGUGGAGAGGAGCUGCUAGUUAGAGAACAGAUGGCAGCAGUUCCUGUUCACAGAAUCUCCCCUCAGACUGCAGCAAUAAUCUCCUGUGCUCAGAAGGAAUAAACAUCCUAUAGUCAGUGGGGAUGGGGGAGUGGGGGGAGCAGAUCCCUGUCUGGGCGUCCUUUUAAAAGGGUGCUUGGAUCAUUGACCUUGUGAGGUAAUGCUACGUGAUUAGCCAGGUUACUUGUGAACAAAAACUUAAUUGGCUGCCUGCUGCCCACUGCCCAGCCAAUCAUUGAAAUGCAUAUUUUUCUGGUUUUCCCCCACUAAAGUUCCAGCCAUAAACACUAACUAGUUAUACAUGGCAUAGUUCACAAGAAGACUGGACAUACAGAAAAAUUUGUAGCUGCCAUGGAAAAGAUGGCACACGAGAUUUUAUAAAUCCAAAGAAUUACAAUCUCGUACCAAAUGGUGGACCAUUCUCUGACAGAAUUCCCGAAAAGUACUCAAUAUAUUGAGCGCAGAAAUGAAUUGUCCCAGGCAUUUAUCACUGUUUAUGUUGUGUGCUGAGCUGAAUAUGUUUAAAUUAAAUUCUACAUAACUUGUUUGUGUAUCACUGUAGUUAAAUGAGAAAUAAGAAUUAUAUUUCCAAUGCUUCGUGAAAUUAAUUCAUUAUCUUGGAGCAGCUUUUGCUGGAAUUCAAGUCACCAAACAGCAGUAUUUUAAUAACUUUUUAUAACUUUUUUUCUGAGCAUUACUGGUCCUUUAAGAAAAAUGAAAUUUUAACCAUGGCCUGGCUUUCAUUAGUAGGUUAGUAUUAACAGGACAUCAAUAAUUUGUUCAGUUUCUUCUCCAAUUUGCCAAUCUUGAAACCUAAAAUUUAUAAUUUAUGUCAAUCACUGAUAUGAACAUUCAAACUAAAUCAGUGACAUAAAUUAAAGAGUUACAGUCCAUGCAACUUCUUCCUUUCUCUGCCAGUACUGCCUUGAUCUAAAAAUGGUAAAAAUAGAGUAAACUAAUGGUGAUGACGAAUUCUGUGAUCAGAGUUAAUUAUCACAAAUCUCCUUAGGGAAGUUUUUUCGUACAUAAGGCUGUCAUGGUGGUGGGUAAGUUAAAGGCAGACAAGUCAAGAAUUUUAUUUUUGUUUUUUGAGGAUAAGGAUGGGGGGUGUAGAUUGAUUGAUUACAGGGCAGAGAUAGUGUUUGUUUACAAGGAAGUAAAGAUUAAACUAUAGUGUAGAAAAAGAAAUACAUCUUUUGCUUCAAUAUUAGCAGAAUUAAUGUUUCCGAACUUUAUCUGCAGUUAAAUUUAGGCAAAAUGUUGUUGUCUUUGCCUGUUUUGAAGUUUUGUUUUCCAUUUCUGUAAAAUUUAAGAAUGAAGGUACUGAUUGUAAUUAAUUUAUUACCUAACUGUAUCAAAAUGGCAAAAUCACUGAUUGUGUUAGUAAAUGAAAAGUUGUGGGGAUUUUUACAUGAACAGGAAGGGAGCUAUGUCUCCCACACCCAUCAACACUGAAGCUUUCUGUAUGUUUCCUGUUCCUAUUAAAUGGGUUUAAUGAAGAAAUAUUAACCCAUCAUUUUGGAAAUUUGAGUCAUUAAAUGUCCAUCGAUGGAAAUCCUGACUUUUUUGUAACCUUUGUUCAGUGAAUCUUAAUUUGUGUGCCGCAAAAAAGAAUUGUUAAUGUUAAUUAAAGUACAGUGUUGUUGCAAUCCUAACAUUGUUGUUGGGAUCCUCACUCCCUGGAAUUUAUUUAUAUUGCUUGGCUCCAUGGUGUAAGUGAAAGUUCUAUUCACUGCUGUACCUGUAACUGCACUGUCCUGACCAUCAGACAUUAAAAAUUUUAGAAUGCAACAAAGUUGCUUAACUCUGAUGUUUAAGUCGAGGCAGAUUUACAAAAUGUUUGCAGCAAUGGCACAUUUAUACUGGUAAGCUGAAUAUCAUUUUAAAUAAAAAUGAAGGACUUGAAUUCCUA
Messenger RNA from Stegostoma tigrinum, 6115 nucleotides. RefSeq names its product glucosamine (UDP-N-acetyl)-2-epimerase/N-acetylmannosamine kinase (gene gne). NCBI's taxonomy places the organism in Eukaryota, Metazoa, Chordata, Chondrichthyes, Orectolobiformes, Stegostomatidae. The record is from RefSeq and is a predicted model, not a curated record. The transcript has 13 exons. Gene Ontology annotation, biological process: UDP-N-acetylglucosamine metabolic process. Gene Ontology annotation, molecular function: UDP-N-acetylglucosamine 2-epimerase activity; hydrolase activity, hydrolyzing O-glycosyl compounds; N-acylmannosamine kinase activity. The coding region runs from base 264 to 2432 and encodes 722 amino acids.